Messenger RNA from Fopius arisanus, 1875 nucleotides. RefSeq names its product protein bric-a-brac 1. The record is from RefSeq and is a predicted model, not a curated record. The coding region runs from base 290 to 1312 and encodes 340 amino acids. Gene Ontology annotation, biological process: regulation of transcription by RNA polymerase II. Gene Ontology annotation, cellular component: nucleus. NCBI's taxonomy places the organism in Eukaryota, Metazoa, Arthropoda, Insecta, Hymenoptera, Braconidae. The transcript has 4 exons. Gene Ontology annotation, molecular function: protein binding.
CUUCAGAUAAGAUGUAAUCCGUGGAAAUAACAUCACGUGCUCCCAAAAAUAUAAAAAAUUUUUCACACUCAAGAAAGUGGAUUGUCGACAAUGGUCAUGCCAUGGAGCAAUGGAGGUGUCGUUGAGUGCAUAAAUAACUCACACGUGUUCACGAUAAAUUGACAAAUUGAGAGUAUUGUCAUCUGUUUGUCGCCUGGUUCAGGGCCUAGACUCGCUGUUCCCCUCAGAUGCUGAAUGUUGUGGAGCUUGUGGAGUGUUUGUGUUGGAGACCUUAAUUAUCUCAAGUAGUAUGGAAGGCCAACAGUUUUGCUUGAGAUGGCACAAUUUUCAAAAUACUCUACUCAGUUCAUUGCCAAAAUUGCUCGACGGCGGAUAUUUGACUGAUGUUACGCUUAGCGCCGGUGGUAGACACAUUCGUGCACAUAGGAUUAUACUAUCAGCUUGUAGCUACUACUUCAAAGAAUUGUUCAAGGACUUGAGUGCAUUACAGCACCCUGUAAUUGUUCUACCCGGUAUGGAGUAUGCAAAUUUAUGUGCCCUAGUCACCUUCAUGUACAACGGUGAGGUAAACAUAUACCAGGAACAACUGCCUGCCCUCCUGGCAAUGGCUGAUACCCUCCACAUUCGAGGACUAGCUGAUAUUGCUGGGAAGAAUUCACGUCGGGAUUCUAAUGGAAUUUACGUUGAUCCUCCAUCGGAGGAGACUGAGUUGACCGAAGCACCAGUGAAAAAAGAAAUAAUUGAGUCCCCACCAGUGCCUGAUACUCCAGAUAAUACCACUGCACCCUCCAUUCCCCACGAGCCCGAGAACAAUGAUCUCGAGGAUGAUUAUCAGGAUCACGAGGAGAUUCCCUGCAGUGUUAAAACCAAACCAUAUUACUCGAUAAAUGCAAAAUUAUCGCAGAAGGAGAAAAAACAGUGCUCAACGAAUGGUCCACCCAAGCAGAUGGACAAGACAUUGCUCGAGGAUAAAGGGGACGAGAGCAUGGUAAUUGCUGAUGAUCAAAGCUGCAGUAUUGAUGAGGGCAAGACAUCAAUUAUUGAUACGACAUUUCGAUACUUGACGACACCAUCAGCGAGGAACAGUCAGAGUUGCAAUAAGACGAGUGUCACGUGUUUAAUUUGUGGAAAGCAGUUGAGCAAUCAGUACAAUCUGAGGGUUCACAUGGAGACUCACAGCAACAGUUCAUACAGCUGUACUGCUUGCUCUCAUGUAUCGAGAUCCAGGGAUGCCCUGAGAAAACAUGUUUCUUAUCGACAUCCUGUUGCUACACCCCAGAAACGCCCUCGGUACAGUAUCACGAAGCCGUAGGGUUUUUUUUUGGAGAAUAUCGUUUGUUCAGGGAAUUUCUCUUGUUUCCACGGGAUGGAGGGGUGAGUCGAUUUUUUUUCGGGGAAUCGUCGUUGAUUGAGGGGCUUUUUCCCUUAAUUCUAGAAAUGUCAGGAUUGGGCUGGGCUUUUUUAGGUUGAAUUUCGGUGAAAUUCUUGGAGAUAUUUGUCGAAUUGUUUUUGCUAAGAGUCGGCUCACUUCGUUCAACAAGUUCAGUGCUGAAUCAUCAAUUUUUGAAGAAAUGGGGAAUAAUAUGUGUACAUAAACUCGACGAGACCUGAAGCGACUGUUUGGAUAUCUAGUCCACUUUUAUAGCUAAUUUUCUGCUAAUCUUGUUGAGGCUCAUGCGGAAAACGGAAAGACAAAAUGAAUUAGUUUUACUUGUUUUAAGUUGUUAAGUGGUUUAAAUGAUCCUUAUUACCCACCUGUUGGUUUUAUUUCCUUCGUUUUCCUCGUGAUAAUUAUUGGGACUUUUAUUUUUGAGAGAUAAUACUAUGAAUUUCAAUAAUAUUAUUAAUUAUUCCUGUACUGUAGAUAACUUAAUU